This is a messenger RNA of Scutellospora calospora, 1653 nucleotides long. The record is from the annotation of a GenBank genome assembly. NCBI's taxonomy places the organism in Eukaryota, Fungi, Glomeromycota, Glomeromycetes, Diversisporales, Gigasporaceae.
AUGUCAUCUUCAAAGUUUAAUGCUAAUACAAAUAAAAGAGAUAGUUAUAAUCCACGUGUAAAAGCAAAGCUAAAUUCAAAACUCUUGUUAAAUGAUGAGAAUAGAAAUAAGCUUAAAAGUUUGUUAGAUAAUGUUGUUAAACAAUAUAUUUGUAGAAGCUAUCGUAAAAAGACCAAUAUAUCUAAUUCUUGUGCUUUGGCUGCAUGUUACUUUUAUGUAGGAUGUCUUGCAUUUGUGACAAUUAAUAUUUGUAAUAGUGAAAUUUGUGGAAUUUCUGGAUAUUUAAAGCAUUCAGAGUUAUGUAAAAUAUCUCAACCACAGAAUGACUUACCUUAUAGACUCUUGCCGUAUAUAAGAUCAAUUGCUGAGAAUUUACUUAAUCUUAAUGUAAGCACUACAAAUAUUCUUGCACUUAAUGCUAAAACUGUAAAGAAUAAUGUUGAUAUUAACAAAAAUCCUACAAAAAAUUUAGAUCAAUUUCUUAGACAAAAUGCAGAUCAGUCAGAACUUAAAGAUGCAUGCUUGUAUUAUCAACUACAUACCAAAGAAACAGAUCGUCUGAAAAUUAUUAUUUGUAAUCAUGAACAACAAGAAUAUGUAUGGAGGUAUGGAUACCAAAACCUUAUUCUUGUUGAUGGAACCUUUGGAAUUAGCAAGCAUAAAUUACUCUUAUUCAUUAUAAUGGUUAUUGAUGAAAAUAAUAAAGGCAUUCCUAUUGCCUUUAUUUUUUUUACACCAUCUUCAAAUAAUUGGCUUACUUUUUCUAGAUAUGAUAGUAGGAUCCUAGAAUGUCUUUUUACAAUAUUUAGAGAUAAAAUUAGUGAUAUUUAUAACCGCAACCAACUUAUAACAAAUCCAAAUGCUACUUCAGUUAUAUUUACUCCUCUCAUCGCAAUAACUAAUACUGAUAUAAAAGAUGUGUUAAAAGAAACUUGGGAAAUAGACAGUGAGAAAAAAAUAGUAAGAGAUUUUAUCAAAGAAAAAAAAAAUUUGCUAGAAAGUCUUUAUAAAGCAGAAAAUAUUUCAAAAGAUUUAAAAAAUCUCUUGAAUAGUGGAGUUAAGUUUCUAAAUUAUCUGAAAAAACAAUGGGCUACAGAUAUACUAUACAUUGUCCUUGUAUAUGAAGUUAUACCUAACAUUUUAACACUACGAAAGCUUGCUAUAGAUCUUGAAUAUGAGAAAGCAGAAAGAAGAAAGGAAUUAAAUAUAAUGGAUCCUUUAGACUUAGUAAAUUAUGAGAUUGAAAAAAUAACAGGAAAAAUCUAUGUUCAAGUUGAAUCUAAAACUACAAACCUCGUUUAUACUACUUUUUUUUUGACUUAUCAAGAAGCAAGAAAGAUUCAAAAUGCCAACGAAUCAACAAGUUUAAUAGAAGACAGUAGCAAUAAUAGCGAUGAGAUAGAUAAUAAAAGUGAAGAGGACAUUGAUGAUGAUGACAAAAAAAAAAAUAAUAAUAAUGAUUUUAACCUCAGAUCUACUUCAUCCAGAGAGGCUCUUAAUUAUAUUGAGCAGCAAAUUUUUGACAAUAUACUUGAGCCAAAAAAACCUACACCUAGUAUAGUCAAUAUUGCUAGUUUAAACAUUGCUGCUAUCUAUAAACAAGAAUUUCAAAAUUUCUUGAUGUCUAUAUCAAGAAACCUGCAAACACUGUAG